AUGGCACCCUCUACUCAGAAGCAAUGGACCGUCAAGAACAAGGAGCAGGACUUUGACGGCCUCGUUUACGGCGACGCGCCGGUUCCGACUGCGGGGGACUCUGAAGUCAUUGUCAAGCUUCACGCUGCCUCGCUCAACUACCGUGAUCUUAUUAUCCCUAAGGGAAAGUACCCCUUCCCGGUCUCGUUCCCUGUUGUCCCCGGUUCCGACGGUGCCGGUGAAGUCGUCGAGGUCGGAUCAAAGGUCAAGCAAUUCAAGAAGGGCGACAAGGUUGUUACCCUUUUCAACCAGCUCCACCAGUACGGUCCCGUUGAUGCCGCUGCAGCAUCUUCGGGUCUUGGUGGUGCGGUCGACGGAACUCUGCGCCAGUAUGGUGUUUUUAAUGAGAACGGCGUCGUCAGAGCCCCGACCAACCUGAACUUCCUUGAAUCGAGCACCCUCACCUGUGCGGGACUGACAAGCUGGAAUGCUCUGUAUGGACUGAAGCCGCUUCUGCCCGGCCAGACCGUCCUGGUACAGGGUACUGGCGGUGUGAGUCUCUUUGCUUUGCAGUUCGCAAAAGCAGCGGGCGCAACUGUGAUCGCGACGACCUCCUCCGAAGAGAAGGGCAAGCGCCUCAAGGAUCUCGGUGCCGACCACAUCAUUAACUACAAGACCCAGACCAACUGGGGCGAGAUCGCGCGUGGUUUGACCCGCGACAACAUCGGUGUUGACCACAUCAUUGAGGUUGGAGGCUCCGGCACCUUGGAGCAGAGCUUCAAGUGCAUCAGGUUCGAGGGUGUCAUUAGCAUUAUUGGAUUCCUGGGCGGAAUGAACCCCAGCACUAUCCCCAACGUCUUGCAGACUUUGAGCAACAUCUGCACUGUGCGUGGUGUGUAUGUUGGCAGCAAGGCGCUUAUGAAUGACAUGGUCAGCGCCAUCGAGGCGAACAAUAUCCACCCUGUUGUGGAUGUGUCUGUGUUCACCCUUGAGAAGGCACGCGAGGCUUACGAGCACAUGUGGGCGCAGAAGCACUUCGGAAAGCUGACCAUCCAGAUCGAUUAA
Aspergillus puulaauensis is the source of this 1044-nucleotide messenger RNA. Its product is annotated as zinc-dependent alcohol dehydrogenase family protein. The coding region runs from base 1 to 1044 and encodes 347 amino acids. The record is from RefSeq and is a predicted model, not a curated record. NCBI's taxonomy places the organism in Eukaryota, Fungi, Ascomycota, Eurotiomycetes, Eurotiales, Aspergillaceae. Gene Ontology annotation, molecular function: oxidoreductase activity. The transcript has 4 exons.